AUGCUGAUCGGUUCGCGAGUUGUCGGAGAUCGUCUUGCAUCUUGGAAUAAUCUUAUUUUGGAAGUGAGACUCAACAAGAAGAACUUGUCGUUUCACAUGCACAGCUAUAGCGGUGAGCAUCGGUUUACACUCAAAGACAGUGGUCCUACGAUUUCUGCCGUUGGCAUUGAGGAGCAGAAAAACGUGGUCGAUCCUCCGUCCUUGAUCGUCCAAGACUUUACCCUUAUAAAAGCUCAACCAUGUAAUCCAAUUAGGGUGUACAAGACUGUUCAGUGCGACGGUUUGUUGUUGUGUGUCAUGGACAACCAGCUUUUGGUUAGGAACCUGUUACUGAAGGAAACAACCUGGAUCAAAUGCGGUAGUGAUUUUCACGAACGAGAUGAUGCUUACAGCCUUGGAUACCUCAGCCACUGUGAUUACAGGAUCUUAAGGUUUCGUUGUGCUAGUAAUUCCAGAAAUAGACCUUCAAGGGUCGAGGUCUGUGAAGUUGCAUCCAAGACAUGGAAGGUUAUAGAUAGCAUCAGUUUUGAUUGGUUCCUUAGUGUGCCGUUGUCGAUCCUCUCUCUGAGAGGAACUCCUUAUUGUAUAGGUCUUCGAGAAGAUCAUAGAGCUUUUGUACAAAGCUAUGAUUUUUACAAAGAAAGGUUUCAGCCCAUAGAUGACUUGCCAUUCAGCUAUGAUGAGAUGAAUCCUAUUGCACUAGAGAUUUAUAAAGGAGAUAGGCUUUCGGUGUUGGAGCAAUGUCACAAAACAAGGAAGAUAUGCAUAUGGGUGAAGCAUUGGCUCAUGCUUACUUCUUGGACCAAAUUGGUGGUCGUGGACAUACCAGAGUUUCCGCUUAUAUAUCCACGUCUUACCCUCCUUUCUACAAAUUAUUAUUUCGACAAAAACAAUAGGCUUGUUAUAACUUGUAAUGAUACUGACAUGAAGGGUCUAUCUAUUAUCAGAGUCAUCAACGACAAGGAAUUCCAAGUAAUUAAAGCUAAUGAAGGGGAAUGUCGUUUCCCUUUUUUAUGCAGCUACGUUCCUAGCGUAGUUAGGAUUCCAGGGUUUUCUAAGCAAGACACAAGUCGGAUUCGCUGGAGAAAACGUAGAUUCAACUAGUUUGGGUAUACAUAUAUUUGUUGUUUCGUGUGAUGACUCUUUUUGCUUGGGCUAUUAAAC
Brassica oleracea var. oleracea is the source of this 1164-nucleotide messenger RNA. RefSeq names its product putative F-box/LRR-repeat/kelch-repeat protein At1g11620. The coding region runs from base 1 to 1104 and encodes 367 amino acids. The transcript is spliced from 2 exons. NCBI's taxonomy places the organism in Eukaryota, Viridiplantae, Streptophyta, Magnoliopsida, Brassicales, Brassicaceae. The record is from RefSeq and is a predicted model, not a curated record.